Molecule: messenger RNA, 1950 nt
Organism: Bubalus bubalis (water buffalo)
Lineage: Eukaryota; Metazoa; Chordata; Mammalia; Artiodactyla; Bovidae
Product: olfactory receptor 51G2-like
Exons: 1
Coding region: 96-1055 (319 amino acids)
Biological process (GO): G protein-coupled receptor signaling pathway
Cellular component (GO): membrane
Molecular function (GO): olfactory receptor activity; G protein-coupled receptor activity
Source: RefSeq, a predicted model, not a curated record
UCAAUGUAUUAAUUUAUAGAACAGGUUCUGACCCAGUAAUCUUUUAAUUCUAGGGCGUGUGAUUGUACUUUUGGAGUUCCACCCCUCAGGUCACCAUGGCAGACUCCAACCACACUGGCACCUCCUUCUUCCUCACAGGCCUGCCAGGCCUUGAGGCUGUGCACACGUGGCUCUCCAUUCCUCUGUGUGCCAUGUAUGUGGCUGCUCUGGCAGGAAACAGCCUGAUCCUGUGGGUGGUGAGGUCAGAGCCCUCCCUGCACCAGCCCAUGUACUACUUCCUGUCCAUGUUGGCUGUGACCGACCUGGGGCUGUCUGCCUCCACCCUGCCCACCAUGCUCUCCAUCUACAUGCUGGGAGUCAGGGAGGUGGCCCUGGAUGUGUGUCUGGCCCAGCUCUUCUUCAUCCACACCUUCUCAAUCAUGGAGUCCUCUGUGCUGCUGGCCAUGGCUUUUGACUGUUUUGUAGCCAUCAGCAAGCCCCUGCACUACGGUACCAUCCUCAUGAGUCCCAGGAUUGCCAGGCUGGGCCUGGUCAUUGUGGUACGCAGCAUCGGUCUUCACAUCCCAGCCCCCAUCAUGCUGAAGCAGCUGCCUUACUGCAGGACUCGCCUGCUGUCCCACUCCUACUGCCUGCACCCAGACGUCAUGAAGCUGGCCUGUGCUGACACCCACAUCAACAGCAUCUAUGGUCUCUUUGUAGUACUGUCCACACUGGGGGUGGACUCUGUGCUCAUUGUCCUGUCCUAUGGGCUCAUCCUCCAGACAGUGCUAUCCAUUGCAUCCAAGGCUGAGCGCCUCAAAGCCCUCAACACUUGUGUCUCCCACAUCUGUGCUGUGCUGCUCUUCUACACACCUAUGAUUGGCCUGUCCAUGAUCCACAGAUUUGGCAGACGAGCUUCCCCUUCCAGCCAUGUGAUGCUCUCUUACCUGCACUUUCUCACACCUCCAUUGCUCAACCCAGUGGUUUAUACCAUUAAGACCAGGCAGAUCCGACUGAGGAUGCUGCACCUUUUCCACUCAGAUAGGACUGACAUCAGAGAUGCUCAGGAUUGUUAAGUCUUUGGUAGAGAGAGAAAAAGCAUGCAAGACUCCAUCAUAGUUUUCUAAUGAGCCACUGAACAUAAAGUAAGUCCCAUAAUGACGAGAAGAAGACAGGGAUGAGACACACAACAUCUUCCACAGAAAGUUCUCAGUCAUGGGAAGAAAUAACCACAUCAGUGACUUAUUUUUCAUUAAACAAAGUUCAGCCUCUGUUUUAGAAGAAAAGUUCAUAAAAUUUAAGGCUCAAGGGGAGAAUCGCCAUUCUAAAUGGAAAAGGAACUCUAAAGAAUUACUUGCAAACUUUACAAAUGUAUUUAAAAAAAAAAAAAGGACAUAAAAGAAGCUUUUCCUGGGAGUUUAGGAGAAUUUGGGGCAAAUAGGGUUAUCGGUAUGUUUGGAAUUCAGUGAUAAUAGAAGUAGUUUGGAAAAUCUCCAUUAAAUAUAAUCUUCAUGAAGAAAUGAAUUUUUUAUCUAUUGUUGACAAUUACAUCCCCUUUCUUUAACACAGCACUUGCUAUUUAUUAGGUGUUUGGCUGUAUUUAUUGAAUUAAAGGAUAAAUGAAUGCCUGGGUUAUAUUUUUGAGGAAGACUGGCAAGAAUGAAGUAUUCAUAAGGCAAUAAAUGUAAUUCUAGAUACGUGAAAAUCAAGCAUAGGAGUACUUCUUAGUUUUCCUUUUAGGGCAUUUCAGGAUUUUGCUGUUUCCCUCUAUUUUUCAUUAUUAAUUUCAAAGAUGGUCUCAAUAUUCUGCUUUUAAACAGCAAAUAUGUUUGGCCAGAGUUAUAAUCCCAUUUUUUGAAUAACGAGAAUGAAAGCAAGAAGAUUGUUCCUUCAGAAGGCUCAUAACAUAUAAUUUUAAUAAGCUUUGAUCAAACAUUUUAAAAGCAAAAGUAUUCAUAGUAAUGAUUAUAU